AUGCUGGUCAAGGAAAGGGAGCUUCACGUCCCCCUGGCCCUGCAGCUCUCCCGGCUGAGGGCUGAGGAGAAGAUGCUGGACUUUGAGUUUGAGGUGCUCAGCAUCCAGUUUAACCAGCAGGGCCGCUAUGCCCUGAGGCUCACGGUGGAGAACCCGCUGCUGCAGGGCUCCAGUGCUGGCAUCCGGCUCCGUGUCAACAGCGGGGAGGUCACCCAGGGCAGCACCAGCACCACCGACACCAUCGAGCAGAGGGACCUCCACCAGCUCUACUGCUUCCAGAAGAGAAAAUUCACCUUCACCCUGCCCAGAGGUUUCUGCAAAAAUGACAAGAACCACGAUGUGCGGCUCCACAUCGAAGCCCUGUGCAUGCCCCGGAGGGCAGCAGGGCUGGGGAGGAGCAGGCAGGUGGGUGAAGCCUUCUUUGCCAUCUACCCCCGGCCCAACCAGCCCCACAUGAAGCUCUCUGCCGGGCGGGAUGAGGACUGGUACCGCUACAGUGCGGUGAUGACUUUGCUGCGGGUGGGCAGUGAGCAGCCAGAGAUGCACUGCGGCCGCAUGGCCUUCACCGCAUCCCUGCACGAGCACCGCGCACCCACUGCACUGGUGGUACCCACGUCACUGUCUCCCAGCACCCAGAAGGGCCAGCAAGCAGCAAGCCCAGCAGCAGCAUCCCCAGCCCUGGACAUCCCUGCAUCCAGCCGCUUGCACCAUACACCAGAGUCUGCUUAUCACUCACUGCCCACUGAAGGCUAUGCCUGCUCUCCACAGGUAUCCACAUCCCCUGCUGGGACAGAGGACCCCAGCUGUGCACCGGUGACCGCUGGGGGCCAUGUGGCCCGUGUGGGGAAGGAAUCCAUCACCAUCAUCUUCCACGGUGCCAGCAACCUGCCAGCCACACGGGAGGGCCGGGUGCCAUGGCCAUAUGUUGUCAUUGACACCAGCAGAGGGGAUGAGCAGAAGCCGGAGGUGACCCGAGCAUCCUCAGUGCCCACGCAUGCACCCGCCUGGGAGGAGGAGGUGACAGUGGAGUUGGAUGCUGAAGACAUAGGCUGGGCAGCCCUGACUCUCACCGUGGCAGAUAAAGCCACCAAGGAGGCACUGGGGACAUUCCAGCUGCCAGUGCGGCACCUCCAGCCCUUCCAGCCCCACCGCUGCCGGCUGGUGCUGCCAAGGACACGGGACCCUGUGGGGAUGGUCCUGCAUGUCACCAUCACCCGCAAAGGGAGCUUCAUCCCUCGCUGUGAUGGAUUGAACUACGUGGCCUUGGAGGUGCUGCUUCAGGGACUGUCAGCCCCUUUGGCCACCCCUCCUGGGCCCCUGGUGGCUGUGGCCAGAGUUGUGACCAAUGUUCAGGAGUACAAGCGCCGCAUGGAGAAGCAUCCCACGUCCUGUCCCGGCAUCACCCCCACCACCAUCACAUUUCCAGACCCUCCAGCAGCAGCCUUCUGCAUCACCCGAGCUGCCAACCAUGGCUAUCCACAGAUGUCCCAAGCAGCUGGGCCUCCAGAGCAGCCAACCUGGAACAGUUCCUUCCUCUUCCAAGGCCAGGAGGUGGCCACCAUCUUCUCCGAAGACACCGCCUUAGCUAUUGAAUAUUAUCCAUACAAAGCCAUGUGGGAUGCUCCAGGAAUCCUUGUUCCCAUCGGAUACUCAGUGCUGCCCCUCACCAGCUGUGUAUUCCGGGAGCUGGCGGCACGGAAUGGCGGGAUGCGUGUGGAUGGCCUUGCCAUGCAGGGCACUGAUCUCAAAACCACAACUGGAGCCAUCCCAACCGUGGGGCUCUGCCUGCAGCUCCUUCAAUCAGAGCUCCAUCAGGAUGAUGUGUCCCUCCCAGCGGGUGAUGCCAUGGCCAGCAUCCUGCCUGGAAAGCAGACGAUCCCACAUGGGAUGAGAGCACCAUUGGAGGAGCAGAGGUCCCAGCAGACCACUGGGGACCACCUGGAGCCGGAGGCGAGCAGCUACCGCCUGGCGCUGGAGCGGAUGGCAGGGGACGUGCUGUCCCUGCGCCAGCAGGUCACCAGCCUGGAGGUGGAGAACGGGCACCUGCGGCGCAGCCUGGCCUCGUGGGACGAGCUGGGCCAGGAGCUGCUCACGGACGGGGACACAGACGUCAUGACCCGGGAGGAGCUGCUGGACAGGAUGGCCACCCUCAGGCAUCAACUGGUGGCCAGCACAGCAGAGAUGAGGAGGCUGAAGGACCGUGUCCAGCAGCUGCAGAAUGAGCUGAUCCGGAAGAACGACCGGGAGAAGGAGCUGGUGCUGCUGCAGCGAGCCCACCAGCAGCAGCAAACUGCACUGAGGAGGUGCCAGGAGAAGGUGGCCAAGGUGAAAGGCUUGGAGGAGGCAGUGCGGCAGCAGGAGAAGGUGAUGAAGGUGAUGGAGCGGGUGCUGCAGGAGAAGAUGGCUGGGACAGGCAGGAGCACUGGGAAGCUGACAGGUGAAGGCCCCUCCAGGGAGCUGUACACCAUGCUGCUGGCUGAGAACUGCAGGCUGCGGGAGGAGCUGGCAAGGGUCCCCCAUCACUUGCCCCCCAUUGCCCCACAGCCCACAGCCUUGCUGGGUGGCUUUGGGGGCAAGGAGAAGCUGUCCCUGCUGGCCAGGCUGGAGGAGGCACAGGCCCGCGGGAGGGUGCUGGAGAAGCAGCUGGAGGAGGCGGCGCGGAGCUGGGGACGGGAGAAGCAGGAGCUGGGCACCCAGCUGCUGGAGCGGGAGCACGGCUUCCCCCAUAUCGCCACCACGAUCCUGCCAGCAAUGUCCAGGGCUCACCUGAGGAGCCCCCAGUCCCCGGCCCCCCUGCCCUAA
Molecule: messenger RNA, 2802 nt
Organism: Melopsittacus undulatus (budgerigar)
Lineage: Eukaryota; Metazoa; Chordata; Aves; Psittaciformes; Psittaculidae
Gene: CCDC33
Product: coiled-coil domain containing 33
Exons: 21
Coding region: 1-2802 (933 amino acids)
Cellular component (GO): peroxisome
Source: RefSeq, a predicted model, not a curated record